Molecule: messenger RNA, 2013 nt
Organism: Lachancea dasiensis
Lineage: Eukaryota; Fungi; Ascomycota; Saccharomycetes; Saccharomycetales; Saccharomycetaceae
Source: the annotation of a GenBank genome assembly
AUGGUUCAAAUAUUGGACGCAGGCUACGGCUACGGCUUUGUGGUGGGCCUCGGGGCAGCCUUCGCACUUAUCAUGAUUCUGGUCACAAAAGUAUUGACAAAAUACAUGGGUGAGGUUCAAGAUUCGGAGCAUUUUUCGACGGCGUCGCGUUCUAUCAAAUCCGGCUUAAUUUCAUCUGCCGUGGUGUCAUCGUGGUGUUGGCCCGGUACCCUUCUUUCUUCGUGUGUUUAUACCUAUAGGUAUGGUGUCGCCGGUGGCUACUGGUAUGGUAUCAGCGGUAUCAGCCAUUCGAUGCUUUUCACUCUUAUUGCGCUUCAGAUGAAAAGAAAGGCUACUGGUGCCCAUACAAUCGUGGAGAUUGUCAGAGCUCGUUUUGGAAAAGCUGCUCAUUGUGUCUACCUAUUCUAUUCUUGUGGUACCAACACCAUUAUCGCAAGUAUGUUAUUGCUUGGCUGUUCCCAGGCAUUUGCACAUGUUGCCGAUAUCCACAUCGUGGCGUGCGCAUUUCUAUUUCCAAUUAGUGUUGCUGCUUAUACUAUGCUGGGUGGUUUGAAAAGUACUUUUUUGAGUGAUUGGAUCCACACUGUCAUCAUCUAUUUGGUGAUUAUCUGUUCCCUCUUGGUUUGCUACUGCACCUCUGAUCUAAUUGGAUCUACGGGUAAAAUGUGGGAUUUACUGCACGAGGUCUCAAAGACACAUCCUUCUGCUGGUCACGAAGGCAGCUAUUUAACGUUUUCGAACAAGGCUCUAGUCAUGCUCGCAUGGAGUCAAAUAAUGAGCGGAUGGGCUACUGUGUUUGCGGAUCCAUCUUAUGGUCAAAAAGCUAUCGCUGCUAAGCCUAUGUCCACUAUUUCUGGUUACGUUAUUGGAUCCUUAUGUUGGUUCAUUAUUCCCUGGAGCUUUGGUCUUGGAACUGCUUUGGCUGCAUUAGCCCUCACCAACAACCCUGCUUCCCCAACGUACCCACAUCCCAUUCCGGCCAUGGAAGUCAACAUGGGCAUGCCUUUACUGUAUGGUCUAUAUGCGAUAAUGGGAAAAGCUGGGGCGGCUGCUGGUAUUUUAGUUCUUUUCCUUUCGUGCACGUCAUCGUUAUCUGCUGAGUUAGUCUCCUUCUCCUCAGUGGUGACAUAUGAUAUCUACAGAGCUUAUGUGAAACCUGAAGCAACCGGAAGGCAACUUGUUACCGUUUCUCAUAUCUCUGUGGUUGUUUUUGCGCUAUUCAUCGCUGGACUGACCGUAAUGUUCAACUAUAUUGGUAUCACCAUUUCUUGGAUUUUAACGUUCAUUGGUAUUAUUUUAGGUGCGGCUCCCGUCGGAAUCACUCUCACUUUGUUCUGGCCCAGAAUGAGCAAGUACUGCUUCUAUUACGCGUUACCUCUUGGAUCUGCAACUGGUCUUUGCUGCUGGAUUGGUGCCUGUAAGCACUUUUACGGAGCUGUCAACAAGGAUAACCUAGCCCUUGUCAAUUCCACUAUCAUAGCUAACUUCUCCACCUUUGGAUCAACUGUGCUGUACUGUGUUAUCGUCAGCUACCUAUUCCCUAGUGAUAAUUCCUUAGAAGAUCUGGGUGAGAAAUUUCAGAUCGGUGAUGAUGCCAAGGCAAGCGAACAGAAGUUGAUGCAACUGGAUGAAGCCACAAAGGCGAAGCUAGACAGAAUCUUUAAAUGGGCAUCUUUGGGGGUUUUCUGUAUCUGGUUGUCUUUCACGUUCAUCCUCCCAUUUCCAAUGUAUGGCCAAAAAUAUAUUAUGUCCAAACGAUUUUUCAAAGGAUGGGUGGUCGUCAGUAUUAUUUGGCUGUUCAUUGCGUUCUUGUACAUCACAUUUUAUCCCAUUUAUGAGAGUCGCUCUGCUCUGUAUCACUUCUUCCGGAAAGUUAUGGGUAAGGAGGAAAGCGAAAAGGUUGUAUUCUUAUAUGGUGAAGAAGUUGAAAGUACAUCCUCUGAACAUGGCGGAAAAAACUCUGUCGUGGAAGCUAUUGCUGAAAAGAGCGGCAACUCAGUAUCAGAGCCAUAG